CGUGUUGACCGGGAAAAAAUCAAACGAAGCCAGCAAUUGCUUUCGAACCGCGAUCCGCCAAACACGUAAAACAGUGAAUAUUAGCUAAGUCAAAGUGAGCGUAACCAAACAAGGAAACUUAAUUCCAACGCUCCUGUGACGCAAAAUGCUAUAGAAAUUAAAAGUCAAAUGAAUUGUGUACAAAACUGUGUGUGUGCGUGUAAUUUGAACGUCAAUUUGUUCAUGAUAAAAUUUGCCUGCGUUCAUUUGUCAUAUGUGUGUGUCGUCGUUAAGCAUAUGAGGAGCCUUUAACUGUGUGCGUGUGUGUCGGUGUAGCGUCAAGCAUAAGAAAGCAGCACAAAACGACAGUAACAACAACAACAACAGCGACGCUUGGCGAAAGAGAAAAACAAAGAGAAGAUCAAAAGCAGACUCCAUUUUACAAGGCGAAGAAAGGAAUAAAAAGGAACACGAGAUGGCCACUUUCCAUAUCCACCAAGAUAUAAGCAACAAGGAGAAUCCGGGUAACUUGAUUACAGCCGGAGUCAAAAACGCCAAGCAACCGCUGGCCGUAAUUGGGAAAUCGGAGAAGAAUGCGCUUGCGCCGCGGGCAAACUUUGCCGUACUCAAUGGCAACAACAACAAUGUGCCGCGUCCGUCCGGGAAAGUGCAAGUUUUCCGUGACGUAAAGAACCACAAUAACGAUGAAAAUGUGGGUAAGAAAUCAAAUGUGGUCCCGGUGGUGGAGCAGUUCAAAACCUUCUCCGUAUACGAGGAUAACUGUGACACCCAGGUUGUACCAUCUGGGAAAUCGCUGGCAUCUGCAGCCGAUAAAGAAAAUCAACAUGCUGCCAUUAGAUUCGAUGCGGGGGAAAAGGUGGUUUUAACCUACGAUCUGGAUUCCACGCCAAUGUCCGUAACGGAUGUCCUAUCACCUAUGUCCGUGGACCGUUCCAUUCUCGGUGUCAUUCAGUCGAAUGAUAGUAAUGACCCGAUCACGGGUGCUACGCCAGGUGGACAAGUGAAAGAGCUGCCGCCGCGAAAUGAUCGCCAGCGGUUCUUCGAAGUGGUCCAGUACCAGAUGGAUAUACUGGAAAACUUCAGAGUGAGCGAGAAGAAACAUCGCCCGAAGCCAAUGUAUAUGCGCAGGCAGAAGGACAUCAGUCACAAUAUGCGGUCCAUCCUAAUAGACUGGCUUGUGGAGGUUUCGGAGGAGUAUAAACUAGACACGGAGACACUGUACCUUUCUGUCUUUUAUUUGGAUCGCUUCUUGAGCCUGAUGGCGGUGGUGCGCUCCAAGUUACAGUUGGUGGGCACAGCAGCCAUGUAUAUUGCCGCUAAAUACGAGGAGAUCUAUCCCCCAGAGGUGGGUGAGUUUGUCUUUCUCACCGACGACAGCUACACCAAGGCGCAAGUGCUGCGUAUGGAGCAGGUCAUCCUGAAGAUUCUCUCCUUUGAUCUGUGCACACCGACUGCCUAUGUCUUUAUCAACACGUACGCGGUGCUGUGCGACAUGCCCGAUAGGCUAAAGUUUUUGACCCUGUACAUAUCUGAACUGUCGCUAAUGGAGGGAGAAACCUACUUGCAAUAUUUGCCCUCACUGAUGUCGUCUGCUUCGUUGGCAUUGGCGCGUCAUAUUCUGGGCAUGGAGAUGUGGACGCCACAACUGGAGGAGAUCACCACCUACAAGAUAGAGGACCUGAAAACCGUUGUUUUGCAGCUAUGUCACACCCACAAAACGGCGAAGGAGCUCAACACUCAGGCCAUGCGGGAAAAGUACAAUAGAGACACGUACAAGAAGGUUGCUAUGAUCGAAUCUAUUGAGAUGAGCCAGGACGACUUCGAUCAGCUCUGUCAGGCUUACAACGCCAAGCAAAACGAGAAACAGCAGCAGCUGGUUAAGAAUUCUAAAUCUAACGUGAAUUUGUUUUAUGAGUUUUAAGUGUUUUUGAACCUCUGCCAUGGUCAAAUUGUAUUUUAGUUUGUACUAUUUCGUAGUUUUAGAUUUAAAUGUACACAAUGGAGGAAUAGCAGUUCGGUGCCACAGAACAAAUUGUAUGCAUAGCUCGGCAUUUGUUGGUCAUUUUGGCAAGCUCCCGUAGAACGUAUUGGACAAUUUUAUAUGUAAGCCAUAUGAAAGAUUAGUUGCCAACUAAGUACGUAAACUUUUCACACCAGCAUUCACGACGUCUGAGCUUGCCACGCCAAGCGUGAGCAGUAAGAAACGCGGUAGUCUUAAAAAACUAACCGCCAAACAAAGAGCUAAACGAAAAUGAGAAACUCACCCGGCUAUUGGAUCUUUUAUAUUUUACGUUACAAUUUCAUAAUCUGUUCUCCUAUGUAUUUUUAUGUAUUUAUAAAUUGAAACAUAUGGAUGUAUACAAUGUGUCUUUAGUAGGAACAGCUAGUAUGGAUAAUUAUUUUACCUAAACAUAUUUAUAAACUAACUAUUAGUCCAUGAAUGUUCUGUGAACCACGAAACAAAUACAUUUGUCAAUUUUACAAAAGACACAUAAGCCGCCUACCAAACACCCAAACUAAUAGAGAACACCCAAUAGCAGCAUAGCCGAUCUAUACGAUCUGAUCCAAAUGGCAGACACCAAUUUGUUGUUAAACUCGUGUAUUCAUAUUAAUCUUAUGACGCUUACUAAAUAUGUACUAAACUUAGUCUAAUCCGUCAUGUCAGUAGGUGGAUUGAUGUUGCUGAGAGCAUAAACCGGGCGCUAGCUAAAUGCAGAAACCGAAUUGACGACGUGUCCUACGUUAACAUAACUUUUAUGAUUUUACUAACUAUUCAAUGUAAUUCGAUAAUAGCAUUGCCGAGUGUGUCGUGCUCGCAAGCCCUAUAUUCCAUAUACCUAUUGUAUUCAAUAAAAUUGUGAAAGACAUGCACAACAAAAAAAAUCUGCGAACAAUA
Messenger RNA from Drosophila eugracilis, 2896 nucleotides. Its product is annotated as G2/mitotic-specific cyclin-A. The record is from RefSeq and is a predicted model, not a curated record. Lineage: Eukaryota; Metazoa; Arthropoda; Insecta; Diptera; Drosophilidae. Gene Ontology annotation, biological process: regulation of cyclin-dependent protein serine/threonine kinase activity; mitotic cell cycle phase transition. Gene Ontology annotation, cellular component: nucleus; cytoplasm; cyclin A2-CDK2 complex. The coding region runs from base 455 to 1921 and encodes 488 amino acids. Gene Ontology annotation, molecular function: cyclin-dependent protein serine/threonine kinase regulator activity. The transcript is spliced from 7 exons.